GGGCGCGAGACGUCAAUCCAGGAUUGUUUACAAAUCACAGCUGGAAAACAUAACCAUAACCUACCCAUGUUUUGUUAUUUUAAUUUUCAGUUUUUUAACAGUGUUUUAUUUUUUAAAUUGAUAUGAACGAGCUGGAAUUUAAGUGUGGAAACCCUGGAGCAUCAAAGUUUGGCAAUUUCAUCAAUUACUAUCAGUUCCACCCUCCAGAUGAGCGGAUUUCCAUGUUGGCCCCUGAAAUAUGGAGUUCUGCCUUCAAAGCGGACAGGGGCUGCGCUUUAGACGUUGGAUGCAACUCAGGGGAUCUCACAGUUGCACUCAAGGAUUUCCUCACGAACGUUGUGGAUACCCCCAUUUCCAUAUUAGGCGUGGACGUUGACCCAGUUUUAAUUCGAAGGGCGUGUGAGAAGCAAUCCCCAAGAAACCUUACAUUUAAGUGUCUCGACAUCAUGUCAGACACCGGGGAUAUUUUCACAGACUUCCUAAAGCCCCGCAAUCGCACUAGGUUUGACAUAGUCUUCUGUUUUUCCAUAACUAUGUGGAUUCACUUGAAUCAUGGCGAUGAUGGAUUGAGGAAAUUUCUGGCAAAAGUUGCCAGUCUUUCAGACUUUCUGGUCAUAGAACCUCAGCCCUGGAAAUGCUACAGAACGGCUGUCAAGAGGCUCAAGCUGGGCAAGGCUGAGUUUCCCAACUUCAAAGCACUGCAACUUAGAAAUAACGUAGAAAGUGAAAUAGAGACGUUUAUUGUUGAUAAAUGUGGCUUGGAGAAGGUUGGAGAGAGUGGAUUGACAAAAUGGGGCAGAAAGCUGCUCUUUUUCAAAAGAAACACCUAAUUAGGCAAGGUUUAGCAAAUAGACACAAUAUUGAAGUGCAUCAAAGCUGUGAGAGGGCAUCAAAAGACAGUUUUAUUAUUUAUUUUAUUUCGUAAUAUUUUUAUGUAUUAAAUUUGCAGAGAGAGCAGCAAAUUCA
Molecule: messenger RNA, 966 nt
Organism: Dendroctonus ponderosae (mountain pine beetle)
Lineage: Eukaryota; Metazoa; Arthropoda; Insecta; Coleoptera; Curculionidae
Product: probable RNA methyltransferase CG11342
Exons: 2
Coding region: 123-830 (235 amino acids)
Biological process (GO): miRNA metabolic process; negative regulation of pre-miRNA processing
Cellular component (GO): cytoplasm
Molecular function (GO): RNA methyltransferase activity; O-methyltransferase activity
Source: RefSeq, a predicted model, not a curated record